Messenger RNA from Frieseomelitta varia, 2396 nucleotides. RefSeq lists its product as uncharacterized. The transcript is spliced from 12 exons. The coding region runs from base 258 to 2123 and encodes 621 amino acids. Gene Ontology annotation, cellular component: nucleus; cytoplasm. The record is from RefSeq and is a predicted model, not a curated record. Gene Ontology annotation, biological process: inositol phosphate biosynthetic process; phosphatidylinositol phosphate biosynthetic process. NCBI's taxonomy places the organism in Eukaryota, Metazoa, Arthropoda, Insecta, Hymenoptera, Apidae. Gene Ontology annotation, molecular function: inositol hexakisphosphate kinase activity.
AUGGAGUAUUUUUUAUAGAGUUCCUUAUUUCUGUAUACUCUCGGGAAAUAAAAUUUACAUCCUAGUUGUUGCACAGCUGAUCUCGUAGUGUUGUUUAUAGUGAUAUCUCUUUUUUCCUGUUUAUUUCCACUGCGAAAGAACAUUACGUGUAUUUGAAAAGUUCAUUUUAUAUUCCCCGAUAAUAAUGUCUUACCAUUGUUUUAACGUGAUGACGUAUUUAAGAAAAAUGCAUUGAGCAAGUUAUUCAGUAAUAUCGAAUGGAUGGGAAACGUAUCAACAAGAACGAAUUAACGAUUAUGGUAUACUUUUCGGGUACCUGGGUUAUGGGAGAAACAAAAUCGCAGUGUCAUAAUACAAACAGUUCCUCCUUCCUGCAGGAGAAUGAUGAAGAGGUUGCGUUAUUACCACUUAAAAAUCAGGUUGGUGGACAUACCCGACUAUUAUUACUCAACCAGAAUACUAUUUGUAAACCAUUAAACUGCAGAGAACUUGACUUUUAUCAAAACAUUCCACAAGACAUUCAAAUUUUUGUUCCAAAAUUUAAAGGUGUUUUGCAAGCUUCUAAUAGUGGUGGGUUUACAUUAGACAAACGUUAUAGUCCCAAUUUUAAAGAACAAGAUAAUAAUAGACAGGGACACAAUUCAAGUAAGAGAAAAAGAGAAGAUGUGUUAAGAAUGAAAAUUCAUCGUGAUAAUACGUUAGGAGAAAUAUUAAAACCAGAUAUACAUUUGGAUAAUGCAUCAAACAGGCAAUAUUUUCUUUUACUGGAAAAUAUAACAUCACAAUAUAUUCAUCCUUGUAUAUUGGACUUGAAAAUGGGGACCAGACAACAUGGUGAUGAUGCGUCUGCUGAAAAACGUAGCAAACAAAUUGCAAAGUGUGCUGCUAGUACAUCAGCUUCAUUGGGUGUUAGAUUAUGUGGAAUGCAGGUUUAUCAAGCCAAUACCAAUCAUUAUGUGAAAAAAGAUAAAUACUGGGGUAGGAAGUUAGAUGAAGAAGGUUUUAAAGCAGCGUUAUAUCGAUUUUUUCAUAAUGGUUUUCGUUUACGAACGUUAGUUAUCGAAAAAGUGGUAUCACAAUUAGAACAACUACGACGUGCAAUUGAAAGGCAAAGCAAUUAUCGAUUUUAUUCAUGUUCAUUAUUAGUAGUUUACGAAGGUUAUCAAAGGGAAUUUUCGGGAGGUAAUCAUUCGUUACCUGUAUUACGAAUGAAUGAUGAAUCAAUUAAUUCUAGUUUCGUUACCAAUGAUGCUCAUACGUCAGACAAUUGUUACGACGGUGACAUAAAUAACAGUUCCACAGAUUAUAAUAUUACUAUGGAAGAGGAAAUUCGCCAAACGAGUACUUUAUGCAGAGAAUUUGUUGAAGCGGCAGCUAGAGGGACCAAACGUAUCGCCAGUUUUUACCCUACAAGUUAUACCGGACAUUGUCCAACCCUGAAGUUUCGCGUUGGGAAACGAUUCGGAGCGUGUACUCAAGAAAUCAUGAAGGAAUUACUUCAAAAGAAAAUCCUCAAGACAGGUCCUUAUAGACCCAAUUUUGAGAAGGAUAUACACGAAAAUACGACUAUUAUUUACGAGAAAGAUACUAACGCGCAAAAAGAAGUGCAUCUCUUCAAAGCUCCACCGUACAUUUUAGGAUAUACUGGAUAUAUUCCUGGGUUUAACAAUAGAUAUGGUUUGUCUUUUAUGAAAGCAGUAGAAGAAGGUGCCAAAGAAUGGUGCGAAAAUCAAAUUAAACUAAAAGCUCGUAGAGAUCUUACGUGUUCUAAAAUCGAAAAGGACGUUAGCUCUAGACAAUUUUUACUCCGAACACGAACCAACGGCACAGAUAUGCGUGUAUCGAACGAUUAUGAUCAUGAUUGUAACAAUAAAAAUCGACUAACCACAUUUCAUUAUGAAAUUUCUCCUGAAAAACCACCAAUUGUAGGCUAUACCGGUCAUAUUCCAGGUGUGAAAGGAGAAGUUGCGCUUUCGAAAAGAUAUGCACAAGCUGCAAAGAAAGGAUUGGAAUUAGUUCGAAAGGAACGUGAAGGGAGAUUUGGCAAAUUAAAAGACACUAAUACAGUAGAGAAAGUUUUAAAUGUGACUCGUUUCGAUGAAACUAAUGUCGCCAAAACUUGAAUUUAUCUAAUUUUUUAUUACAAUUUUAUUUUAACAAAAAAAAAAAAAACAUUUAAUGUAUCUACAAAUCAACAAUCUUUUUUAACAAUAAUUUUUAUUUGAAAUUUAUUUUUAUUUUUAUGCUGCAGAUAACAAAUCAAAACACAAAGAGAAUUAUUAAUUCUUUGCAAACAAGUACUUUCUUGAUUCUGAUUCUUGGUGAAGAUAUUAGCAAUAAAAAUAUGUAUUGUUUUAUGAAAAUUUUAUUGGUAAUAAUUGAAGACUAAGUAAUAA